Molecule: messenger RNA, 2038 nt
Organism: Chroicocephalus ridibundus (black-headed gull)
Lineage: Eukaryota; Metazoa; Chordata; Aves; Charadriiformes; Laridae
Product: cilia- and flagella-associated protein 251-like
Exons: 3
Coding region: 821-2023 (400 amino acids)
Source: RefSeq, a predicted model, not a curated record
ACAGAGCCCCUCCUCCGCCCCCUAUAGAUCCAGCAACCGCCGCAUAGACUGCUCCGUCCCCUAUAGAUCCGGUGACCCCGGACAGAGCCCCUCCUCCGUCCCCUAUAGCUCCUCCGCCCCCUAUAGACCCAGUGACCGCCAUAUAGAGCCCCUCCUCCGUCCCCUAUAGUCCCGGCGCCCCCCGCACAGAGCCCCUCCUCCAUCCCCUAUAGCUCCUCCGCCCCCUAUAGCUCCAGCGCCCGCCAUACAGAGCCCCUCCGCCGCCCCCUAUAGCUCCUCCGUCCCCUAUAGCUCCAGCGCCCGCCAUACAGAGCCCCUCCUCCGCCCCCUAUAGCUCCUCCGCCCCCUAUAGCUCCAGCGACCGCCAUAUAGAGCCCCUCCGCCGCCCCCUAUAGCUCCAGCAACCGCCAUACAGAGCCCCUCCUCCGCCCCCUAUAGCUCCAGCAACCGCCAUACAGAGCCCCUCCUCCGCCCCCUAUAGCUCCAGCAACCGCCAUACAGAGCCCCUCCUCCGCCCCCUAUAGAUCCAGCAACCGCCGCAUAGACUGCUCCGUCCCCUAUAGAUCCGGUGACCCCGGACAGAGCCCCUCCUCCGUCCCCUAUAGCUCCUCCGCCCCCUAUAGACCCAGUGACCGCCAUAUAGAGCCCCUCCUCCGUCCCCUAUAGUCCCGGCGCCCCCCGCACAGAGCCCCUCCUCCAUCCCCUAUAGCUCCUCCGCCCCCUAUAGCUCCAGCGCCCGCCAUACAGAGCCCCUCCGCCGCCCCCUAUAGCUCCAGCGCCCGCCAUACAGAGCCCCUCCGCCGCCCCCUAUAGCCCGGCCAUGCCGCGGGCGCUGGCGCGGGUGCGGGGCGGGGGCCGGGCGCUGGAGCGGCGGCUGCGGGCGGUGCCGCGGGGGGCGCUGCUGGGGGCGCUGCGGCGCCGGGGGGCGCUGAGUCCCCCCGAGGAGGCGGCGCUGGGGGCCGCGGGGGGCCGGGGCUGGGCCCGGCGGCUGCGGGCGCUGGCGGUGGCCCGGGGGGAGGAGACGUGCCGGGUCCUGCUGGAGCUGCUGGAGCUGCUGGAGCAGCCGGGAGCCAUGGACUUCUACAACCCCCAGCGCGACGCCGAGCCCUCCCACCGCUCCGACUGUCCCUGCUGUCACCCGCCGGAGGAGCACCGGGAGGAGGAGGAGGAGGAGGAGGAGGAAGAAGACCCCCGGGAGGAAGAGGAGGGAGACUCCGAGGAGGAGGAUGAAGGCCCCGAGGAGGAGGAGGAGGAGGAGGGCGGUGAAGGUGGAGGCCCUGGGGAGGAGGAAGGGGAUGGUGAGGAGGUAGAUGGAGAGCACGAGGAGGAAGACGAUGAUGGAGGCCCUGAGGAGGAGGAAGGUGACGGAGAUGGAGGCCCUGAGGAGGAGGAAGGUGAGGGUGAGGAGGUAAAUGGAGGCCACGAGGAGGAAGAUGGAGGCCCUGAGGAGGAGGAGGAUGGUGAAGACGGAGAUCCUGAGGAGGAAGGUGGCGAUGAAGAUGGAGGCCCUGAGGAGGAAGGUGACGGCGAGGAGGAGGACGGAGACCCCGAGGAAGAAGAUGGUGGAGACUCUGAGGAGGAGGAUGGCCAUGGAGACCUUGAGGAGGCUGGAGACCACGAGAAGAGGGUCGGUGAUGAAGGACACCCCGAGGAAGAUGAGGGACGCCCUGAAGAUGAUGAGGGACGCCCCGAGGAAGAUGAGGGACGCCCCGAGGAAGAUGAGGGACGCCCUGAAGAUGAUGACGGACGCCCUGAGGAAGAUGAGGGACGCCCCGAGGAAGAUGAUGACGGACGCCCCGAGGAAGAUGACGGACGCCCCGAGGAAGAUGAUGACGGACGCCCCGAGGAAGAUGACGGACGCCCCCCGAGGGCAGAUGACGAGAAGGAGGAAGAUGACGACGAUGAAGACGGAUUUGGGGCAAAAAAUGGGCUGAAGGGGGCUUCUGGGCCCUCUCAGCCUUCCUCCCCCCUCCCCUCCUCCUCCUCCUCCUCGGCCCCGCCCCCUCCCCUGGGUCCCCAAUAAACCCUCUCCCCUUGG